Orbilia oligospora ATCC 24927 is the source of this 1101-nucleotide messenger RNA. RefSeq lists its product as uncharacterized. The transcript is spliced from 4 exons. Gene Ontology annotation, biological process: proteolysis. NCBI's taxonomy places the organism in Eukaryota, Fungi, Ascomycota, Orbiliomycetes, Orbiliales, Orbiliaceae. The record is from RefSeq and is a predicted model, not a curated record. Gene Ontology annotation, molecular function: serine-type endopeptidase activity. Bases 1 to 1101 code for a protein of 366 amino acids.
AUGUUAGUUCUCGACUUCAUUCUCUCAUAUUUUCUUUUAUUCCUUCCCGUUCUCGGCGCCCCUCCUUCAUCACAGCCACAGAAACUCAAGAUCGGUGUAUCUAUCUAUUGGAGAACAACUUGUAUUGUCCAAAAAGCAUUCAGGAACAAUAACGAUGGUCUAUUUGAAGACCUCGAUAAAGGGUUCUUACAGGGUAAUCUCGGCGAUUGGUUAUCCCCGCCCCGAAAAUUUUCUCUAAUGAGGCUUGAGAGCGAACAGCUCGGUAUCUGGGCGUAUGGAUUCAAGCUUAGGAUGGCGGAGUUUAAUCAGAAAUCAAAUACUGAAUUGCUUGAGGAUUUAAAGGACGAUCUGGAUGGGUAUUUAGAGUCUAAGGAUCACGAAUGGCCUUUCGACGAUUGUGUAGUCGAUCUCCAAAUUGAUGUGACGGAGGAAAAGACUCAAAGAAACUUCGGCGCCCCAGAUGUCGACGAAAAUACUAAACGGCUCAGAAGGGUGCGGCGUGGGCAGAAAAAGCGCAAGUCUUUAACAAAAAGAGAAGAUGACGAGGUUGUCACCCUUGAGAGUGCAUGGGAUGGUCUCCCGACAUUAUCCGCGCCUAAGGAUACAUCACUACUAAAGAGUGAGAAGAUUUCUGGAACAUAUUUCCAUUAUAAGAACCCUGGUGAAGGCGUUGUGGUCUAUGUUGUGGACGGUUAUGGCGAUCUAAACAACGAUGAAUUCCGAAAUUUAAAACUUGACGGGGUCUUGAGUGCUGGCGCCCCACCAUUUGACUUUUUGACCGAUAUCCAGGAUGCCGGCGAUCACGGUAGUAUAAUGAUAGAUAAGAUCGCGGGGGAACACGCUGGUAUAGCCCAAAGGGCAAGGAUAGUAUAUACAUCCGUAGUAGAGGGCAGUAGCUCGGUUACAUUGUUCUCACAACUCGGGGCGCUUCUCUAUACGUACGACAACAUCAUAAAUCGCUAUGUGGACCUAGAUAUACCGUGUAUCUUAAUGGAUCUUGACAAUGUGAUCGUGGUUUCAUCCACAGGGAACGACAAGCCGGUGAGUCAGUCUAAGCCUUCGACUUCUACACUUAUACCGAAUAUAUUGAGGGAGAUUUAG